AUGGUCCCGCCACGCCAGCAGGUCACUGAGAGUUCACAACAGGAGGGCAGUGACCUCAUCACAACCAGGAAGCUGCCAAAUCCCGUCCUGGCUCCUCACCAACACAGAGCCCUUCACCGAGAGCUGCUAUUAUGCCACAGAAGUGGUCUACUGCCCAGAGAGAAGCCGGAGCUGCAGUGUGUGCUGGAACACAGACAGAGAGAGCAGCACAAGCAGAAGGAGGUGGCCCUCUGUCCUCCCUCCGACUUGGAAGUGAAGCUACGCACAAGGCUGCAGAAUAUACAAGUUUACGAGCUGGAGGAGAAGAAGAAGAGCGAGAGCCUGCAGAAUGUUCCGGAGUUUGUUCGUGUGAGAGGAACCCUGAAACGUAUCCAAACUUUUUCCUAG
Molecule: messenger RNA, 387 nt
Organism: Perca flavescens (yellow perch)
Lineage: Eukaryota; Metazoa; Chordata; Actinopteri; Perciformes; Percidae
Product: protein FAM107B
Exons: 3
Coding region: 1-387 (128 amino acids)
Source: RefSeq, a predicted model, not a curated record